Messenger RNA from Anopheles gambiae (African malaria mosquito), 1378 nucleotides. RefSeq lists its product as uncharacterized. Lineage: Eukaryota; Metazoa; Arthropoda; Insecta; Diptera; Culicidae. The record is from RefSeq and is a predicted model, not a curated record. The coding region runs from base 1 to 1056 and encodes 351 amino acids. The transcript has a single exon.
AUGAACGAGCUAACCGAGAACAACAACAAACAGUACCGAAUCAACAAACAGUUCGAUCACAGGCUACGAACCCUCACUGACACCAUAAAUCAAUUGACAAAAGAACGAGAACAAGUAAUGCUGAAUGAACUAGAAACCAUUAAAACCAUAAUGUACAUCGAUAUCAUCAACCAUGUUUUAGAAGAAAUUCAAGAAGCAAUCAGUUGGACUAAAGUAUCAGUAGUUAGCAACAAGAUUCUAUCAUCACCAGAGAUAAACUCCAUCAAAACCAUACUAGAAGACCAAGGAGUAAAAGUCGAAUUACCAGAUGAAGCGCUAAAGCUAGUACAACCAAUUAUCGCGAUCAACUCGAAUUCGAUACUCUACAUACUGAAGAUCCCUCAGCUAGCUGAUGAAGAAGCAACAAUGCUUGAAGUAUUUCCUCUCAGUAUCGAUAACAGAAUCAUAGUAGAGACUCCGACGCACCUUAUAAAAACACGGAACAAAGUGUUCAAACCAGCCAAACCUGAUGAAUACAUCCAAAACCAAUACAGGGAGUACAUCGAUAAAUGCACAUCCAAUCUCAUCCUAGGGAGAAAAAGCGAUUGUUCUACUGCAAGAAAGAACAACACGACGAUAAAGCUAAUAUCCGAUGGACUUAUCAUUGUCGACAACGCAAAAGGAGCAGCCCUAAGUUCAAGCUGUGGACCCGAUGAUAAACUCGUCUCCGGAAAUCUUCUGAUACGCUUCAACGAUUGCGAGGUAACGAUAAUGAAUCAAACAUUUUCUUCUAAGACUAUCUCCAGCACAGUAGAGCCAUAUUGGGGAGCAGUAUCCAUCACCGAAGUCAGAUGGCAACACCAUAAACCGAUGAUAAGGCAAGACGCAUUCGAGAACAUUGGAACGAUGCAGCAUUCUUAUCUCCAGCAGUUCAACAGCGCAUGGAAUUGGAGCCUACUUGGAGGAGUAUUGGUCUCAACAAUCUUCACGUUAUCCCUGGCGAUCUUCGUUUUCACGUUCUACAAACGAUCGAUACGGACCAUCGCAGACGUUCUACCGAAAAUAGCGGACGCAUGAGGACACGCUCUUCUUCACCCCCCCGAGGAGUUACGUAGACCGAAUAGCUGAGUCCACGUAAUAAGAAGCCAACACGUGGACACGCGCACCGAGCAACGACCGCAUCACCGGAACACGCGCGCAUAGCAACAUGACGCGCAUAGCAACGGGAACCGGCACGUGAACACGCGCAUACCCGAUAUGCAGAGUCAGCAGCUAUAGGGUAGAAUCGAAGGCUAGGUGCAUUGUAGAAUUUAAGAAAUAAGUUAGUUGUAAUUUGGAUCAGCUCAGUGUAAAAAACGCUUGCGCUUAAGCAAUAAAGUUUUUUUUUAUGAAACGUGAA